AUGUCCGUGAUAGGUAAUAAUUUUAUUAAAGAAUAUAGGCUAAGCAAAGAGGCUUUCGAGUAUUUGUGUGGACUCCUAAGAGCUCACACAGAUUUGAAAUCAUCACAAAGAGUAUCUCUUGAAACAAAGGUUUUAUGUGCAUUAUUAUUUUAUGCACAUGGCAGCUAUCAGCGAAUUACUGGCAAAGCUCAUCAUUUUUCCCAGGAGGCAAUGAGUGUCUUUAUUCAUCAAGUAACACAAGCUUUAAACCAUCCAAUAAUUUUAAAAAAAUUCAUAAAAUUUCCAACGAGAAGAGAAGAAAGGGAUACCAUUAAACAAAGUUUCUACAAUAAAUAUGGCUUCCCAGGAGUAAUAGGGUGUAUUGACGGAAGUCACUUUAAAAUAUUUACACCCAACAAAGAAGAGGAGCACUUAUAUUUCUGUAGGAAACAUUAUCAUUCUCUUAAUGUGCAAAUGAUAUGUGACCACAAUUGUAACAUCCUCUCUGUAAAUGCAAAGUUUGGAGGUGCAACACACGAUGCAUUUAUAUGGGAGAAUAGCAAUAUCAAUGAUUACAUACAAUCAUUGCACAGGCAGAAUGAGAUUGUGUGGCUGCUUGGCGAUUCCGGUUACCCUCAACGGCCAUGGUUGAUGACACCCUAUUUAGACCCGCCUCCAAAUUCGAUGAAGGAAGUCUACAAUGUAGCUCACAUAUCCACAAGAGUUGUCAUCGAGAAUACUUUUGGGCGUUUGAAAAACCGAUGGCGCUGUCUACAUAGGGAUAGGACUUUACACUAUCAACCAGAAAAAUGUGCACAAAUUAUUUUAGCAUGUUGUGUGUUACACAACAUUGCACUGAAAUACAAUAUUCCGGAUCCUGAGGAUAAUAUUGGUGUAGGAACACAAGGUAUUUUUAGUAAAAUAAACUAUGGAUACAGAUGAGUAUUUAAAGUUAAUUAAAAAUGU
This is a messenger RNA of Aricia agestis (brown argus), 945 nucleotides long. Its product is annotated as putative nuclease HARBI1. The transcript is spliced from 6 exons. The record is from RefSeq and is a predicted model, not a curated record. NCBI's taxonomy places the organism in Eukaryota, Metazoa, Arthropoda, Insecta, Lepidoptera, Lycaenidae. The coding region runs from base 1 to 921 and encodes 306 amino acids.